AUGCAAUCAUCACGAGCGAGAUUGCUCGCGGGCGCACGACACAUCUCCACCCGGGCCAGCCCGAUCGGUGCCGCUGGUGCCAGGACUCUUGAGUGCGGCGGCCACUUCGGUCGUAGGUCGGUGGCCACGACCAGGGAGCAGCUGAGGGACGAGCUGCAGAGCCAGGCCAACGCCAGCGAGGCCACGCUCGACCACUUCGUCAAGCUCGCCUCCACGCCCGCCAAGCCAUCAACAGCCUCCUCCUCCUCCUCCGCUGCCUCCUUUCCAUUCCCCCUGUCCUCGUCCGCUCCGCCAUCAUCAUCUUCAUCGUGCUCGUCCAGCGCACCAGCCGAAGAGAAGCCGACGAAGAAGAGGGAGGGAAAGCUGCCGCCGUGGCUCAAGACUAAGAUCGCCGGUUCGGGCGAUGGCAGGUACUAUGCCCUCAAGGAGCAGCUCAAGGGUCUCAAGCUCGCCACCGUGUGCCAGGAGGCCAAGUGCCCGAACAUCGGCGAGUGCUGGGGCGGAGGAAAGGACCACACCGCGACCGCGACAAUCAUGAUCAUGGGCGACACUCGCACGCCACCAGCGCUCGACCCCACCGAGCCCCUGAACACGGCUGAGGCCGUGGCCAAGUGGGGCGUUGGCUACAUCGUCAUCACCACUGUCGAUCGGGACGAUCUCAAGGACUUUGGCGUGAACCACUUUGCCGAAACGGUGCAGCUGGUCAAGGAGAAGACCCCCUCCAUCCUGGUCGAAUGCCUCACGGGCGACUUCCGCGGUGACCUGUCGCUCGUGGAGAUCAUGGCCAACAGCGGGCUCGAUGUGUUUGCCCACAACAUUGAAACGGUGGAGAGCAUGCAGCGGUGGGUGCGGGACUACCGGGCGGGGUACAAGCAGUCGCUGAGCGUGCUCGAGCACGCGAAGAAGGCCCGACCCUCCCUCUACACCAAGUCGUCGAUCAUGCUUGGCUUCGGCGAGAAGGACGACGAGAUACGGCAGGCGAUGAGGGACCUGAGGAGCGCCGGCGUGGACUUCCUCACAUUGGGCCAGUACCUGCAGCCCACCCGCAAGCACAUGAAAGUGCACGAGUAUGUGACGCCCGAGAAGUUUGACCAGUGGCGGGAGGAGGGUGAGGGCCUCGGGUUCAAGUACGUGGCCAGCGGGCCGCUGGUGCGGUCGAGCUACAAGGCCGGCGAGUACUUCAUCAAGAAUCUGCUCAACCAGCAGCGCACUCAGCAGCACUCGCAGCCGCAAGAGCAGCAGCGGUAG
Messenger RNA from Acanthamoeba castellanii str. Neff, 1248 nucleotides. Its product is annotated as lipoyl synthase. The record is from RefSeq and is a predicted model, not a curated record. Gene Ontology annotation, molecular function: 4 iron, 4 sulfur cluster binding; lipoate synthase activity. NCBI's taxonomy places the organism in Eukaryota, Discosea, Longamoebia, Acanthamoebidae. Gene Ontology annotation, cellular component: mitochondrion. The transcript is spliced from 9 exons. Gene Ontology annotation, biological process: lipoate biosynthetic process. Bases 1 to 1248 code for a protein of 415 amino acids.